Molecule: messenger RNA, 2261 nt
Organism: Chrysochloris asiatica (Cape golden mole)
Lineage: Eukaryota; Metazoa; Chordata; Mammalia; Afrosoricida; Chrysochloridae
Gene: TSC22D3
Product: TSC22 domain family, member 3
Exons: 3
Coding region: 356-958 (200 amino acids)
Biological process (GO): regulation of transcription by RNA polymerase II
Source: RefSeq, a predicted model, not a curated record
CCACAGGUCCGCCCUGAGUCCCGCUCACACUUGGGAAACUUGGGACUCUCUGGAGCCCCGGUAUGGCACCUCAGGGGGGCGGCCCCAGCCUCAGAAGAGGGGGAGGAGAAGGAGGAAGUGAGCCCGAAGACGGAUCCGCUCCGAGCUGUUUGUCCAGCUGUUUCUAUUCGCACCCGGGGCAGCGCAGCCAGAAGGGGGCCCUAGUAGAGGGUGGCCUGCUUAGGCGGUAAUUGCCAACUCUUCUCACAGCUUGUCUUUUCCAGGCACCCUGGAGUCCCCUGAGUCUAACCCGGAGGGCGCGCACCUGCCAGCCGCUCCUGACCCUACAGACCAGGCGACCCCUGAGCCAGAGAAAAUGGCCCAGUCCAAGACCGACUGCCGCUCACCUGUCGGCCUCGAUUGCUGCAACUGCUGUCUAGACCUGGCCCACCGGAGCGGACUGCAGCAGGAGAGCAACGGGGGAAACAACAACUCGGGUAGUCCCACCGUAAGCAACUUUCGGCAGCUGCAGGAAAAGCUGAUCUUUGAGAACCUCAACACCGACAAGCUUAACAACAUAAUGCGGCAAGAUUCACUAGAACCGGUGCUGCGGGACCCCUGCUACCUGAUCAACGAGGGUAUCUGCAACCGGAACAUCGACCAGACAAUGCUCUCCAUCCUGCUCUUCUUCCACAGUGCCUCCGGAGCCAGUGUGGUGGCCUUAGACAACAAGAUUGAACAGGCCAUGGAUUUAGUGAAAAACCAUCUGAUGUAUGCUGUGAGAGAGGAGGUGGAGAUCCUGAAGGAGCAGAUCCGAGACCUGGUGGAAAAGAACUCCCAGCUGGAGCGCGAGAACACCCUUUUGAAGACGCUGGCCAGCCCAGAGCAGCUAGAGAAGUUCCAGUCCCGUCUGAGCCCGGAAGAGCCAACACCUGAGGCCCCACAAACACCGGAGGCUCCCGGUGGUUCUGCGGUGUAAGUGGCUCUGUCCUUACGGUGGGCAGAGCCACUAAAUUUGUUCUACCUAGUUCUUUCCAGUUUGUUUUUGGCUCCCCAAGCGUCAUCUCACGUGGAGAACUUUACACCUAGCAUAGCUGGUGCCAAGAGAUGUCCCAAGGACAUGACCACCUGGGUCCACUCUAGUGACAGACCCCUGACAAAAAGCAGGUCUCUGGAGGCUGAGUUGCAUGGGGCUUAAUCACCCCAACCCAGUGAGCCUUUAAUACCACCACACCCUAGGGGAACCCAGGGUCUGGACAACUUAGCUGCAACUGGCAAAGGAGAGAGGUAGUUUCAGCUGAGAUGCCAGUUUGCUCCAGAAAGUAUAAGGGGUCUGUUUUUCAUUUCCAUGGACAUCUUCAACAGUUUCACAAGACAACUGUUCCUCUGAAGAAGCCACUUGUGUUUUAAGCAGAGGCAACCUCUCUCUUCUCACCUGCCUUGCAAAGGCAGGGGGAACAGAUGGGAGAGAUGCAGCCAAAUCAGCCUUCUGUUGGUUAAUAUGGUAUAAUGCAUGGCUUUGUGCACAGCCCAGUGUGGGAUUACAGCUUUGGGAUGACCGCUUACAAAGUUCUGUUUGGUUAGUAUUGGCAUAGUUUUUCUAUAUAGCCAUAAAUGCGUAUAUAUAUCCAUAGGGCUAGAUCUAUAUCUUAGUGUAGCGAUGUAUUCAUAUACACAUACACCUACAUGUUGAAGGGACUAACCAGCUUUGGGAGUAUUGACGGGUCCCUUGUCUCUUAAGGCUAAUCGUUUGACUGUGUUCAUUUACCAAGUUGAUCCAGUUUGUCCUCUAGAUUAAGUAAGCCGAAAGCAUAAAAGGCAGGGGAGGGGGCCAGCCUCCUCGGGAUGAGGCCGUGGAUGCCUUGCUGCUGCAACCCUUUCCCCCUUUGUCCAUUGAAGGCACGUGAAGUCCUCUUCUGAACGCCAAAGCCACCAUUCACUGGUGCUGACUAACAGAAUGGGGUUGAGAGAAGAUUUGCUUGGACUUCACAGUGCCAUUUAAACACUUUAUUGUUAUUAUUAUUAUUAUUAUUGUGGAAAACUUUCAAGCGAUCAGAGUGAAUAACUCAAUGGUGUCCUGUUGUAGACACGGGAAUGGCUUUGACCUGAUGGUGCCUGGGUGAUACACUCAGGUAGCUUGGCUCCCUCCAAGCUGGGGGCGGGGAGGGGUUCGGUAGCAGUGAACACUUUCCAUUUUCUGACGCCUUAUCCUGAUGUCUGUCUCCAGGAUUUGGAUUUUUCCAAAUGUAGCUUGAAAUUUCAAUAAACGUUGCUCUUUUUUU